AUGUUGCGUGUAGCUUACUUGACGAUCUUCCUUUUUGUAAAUAUCGUUAGUUAUAAAUUGGAUAAUGAUGAUAUCACGGAAAUUCCAAAUUCAAUGUCUCGCGGAAGGUUCUUCCCGCUAUUCAGUGUUAUUCGAUUUGCAAACUCGCAAUGCCUUGCUAGCAACAAUUUAAAUGGUACCUGCUUUACCAGAAGAGAAUGCCGUAAUUAUGGUGGAAUACCAUCUGGCAGUUGUGCAAAUGGACAUGGUAUUUGCUGUGUUUUUCAAAAGACAUGUGGUUCCACAACAAAUGUAAAUAAUACAUAUUUCACAAAUCCAGAAUAUCCAACAACUUAUGAAAGGCAAGGACGAUGCACAAUAACAGUACAACGUUGCAAUUCAAAUAUAUGCCAAUUACGUUUGGAUUUCUUGGAAUUUAAUCUUGCUCCACCGAAUUCUAGUGGAAUUUGUGACCUUGAUCUCCUUUUAGUUUCUUCAUCUGGAAGCAGAAUACCUCGAAUUUGUGGAGAAAAUGCAAAUCAACAUGUGUAUGUGGAUUUCAAUGAUGAUACUCCUAUUAUGAUAUCGAUUGAUACUAAUACUGGAUAUCCUACAGAUCGUCGUUGGAAUAUAAGAAUUCAACAAUUACCCUGUGAUGCAACAUAUAAGGCCCCAAAUGGAUGUUUACAGUAUUAUGAUAGUGUCACAGGUACCGUAACAAGUUUUAAUUACGGCACAACACAAAAUCCAAGAGAACCACCAAUAGGUACACGACAAAUCGCAAAUACGAAUUAUGGUGUAUGUGUAAGAAUGGCACAAGGAUAUUGUGCCAUUGAAUGGUCUCAAACAAAUUCAAAUUCAUUUACCGUUUCUGGAGAUACUGGUGCAUUUGACUCUACUUUAAUAGGUACUCAAUAUGCAGCAGAACAAGGAACCAAUUGCACUAAAGAUUUUGUUAUUAUUCCACAUCCAUUUCAAAAUGGUGUUGCAGUCGGUACAGAACGAUUUUGUGGUAAUGGCUUUAUAACAAAAACAUCUUUCUCCAAGCCAUUUGUACUAUAUGUUGUCACAGAUGGCGAUGAAGUUGGAGAAGUGGAAAAUAAAGGAUUCUCAUUAAUGUAUCGUCAGCUACCCUGUGUAGCUUAAAUAAAAAGCAUGUUCUUAUUUCACAUAUACAUAUGACAUAUACACUAUAAUGAUAAUAUUAUAGGAUAUAAUAAUUUUUAUUUGGUUUGGAGGACUUUCUUUUUCAUUUGCUACCCUUUCCUACGAUUAUCACAGUCAGUAAAAUACUAAGAGUUUGAAGAAUCAUGUGUACUAUUUCUUGCUAAUUAUCGAAUUGUAAAUAUUGUACCAUUGUUAUAUUACAUCAUUAUUGGAUUUUAUGUUAAAAUAUAGGUAUAUUUAAUUUUAUCGUUA
Bombus huntii is the source of this 1398-nucleotide messenger RNA. RefSeq lists its product as uncharacterized. The coding region runs from base 1 to 1125 and encodes 374 amino acids. The record is from RefSeq and is a predicted model, not a curated record. Lineage: Eukaryota; Metazoa; Arthropoda; Insecta; Hymenoptera; Apidae. The transcript has 9 exons.